GACAUCAGACCUUGGCAAAGGAGCAUCCUGAACAUCUCUACACACUGAGGCAACAUGGACAUAAGAGCUUCCCUCUCCAUUCUGCUUCUGCUCUUUGGCCUCUCCCAGGCAUCUCCUCUCAGGGAGUUUGAAGCCGUUUUUGUAUCAGAGCCUGAAACUGUGGACAUCACUGCACAGAUUUUGGAGACCAAUAAGGGUUCUUCUGAAGUCUUGUUUGAAGGAGAUGUGGUGCUUCCCAAAAACCGAAAUGCUUUCAUCUGCGAGGACAAAAGCUGUUUCUGGAAGAAAAAUGCUAACAACAUAGUGGAGGUCCCUUAUGUAGUGAGCGGUGAAUUCUCCAUUAAUGACAAAUCAGUAAUUGCGAAUGCCAUCUCCAUCUUUCACGCCCAAACCUGCAUUCGCUUUGUGCCCAGAUCAAUUCAGGCCGACUACCUCAGUAUUGAGAACAAAGAUGGGUGUUACUCCGCUAUUGGUAGAACUGGUGGCAAACAGGUGGUCUCCCUCAACAGGAAAGGCUGUGUGUACAGUGGCAUUGCUCAGCAUGAGCUUAAUCAUGCUCUGGGCUUCUACCAUGAGCAAUCCAGGAGCGAUCGUGACCAGUACGUCAGGAUCAACUGGAAUAACAUCUCUCCUGGAAUGGCCUACAACUUCCUGAAACAAAAAACCAAUAACCAAAACACUCCAUACGACUAUGGCUCGCUCAUGCACUAUGGAAAAACGGCCUUUGCCAUCCAGCCCGGUCUGGAAACCAUCACUCCCAUUCCCGAUGAAAACGUGCAAAUUGGACAGAGGCAGGGGCUGUCCAAAAUUGACAUCCUCAGGAUCAAUAAGCUGUAUGGAUGCUAAAAAAUGAUAUGUGUUUGUGAUGAUAAUUCAAUAUAUGAAUAAUGAAGUGAGGUUUCUAUCUGUGAUUGUGUGGAAUUUCUGUAAUCCCUCUGUUAAACACUGUUUGGAAAAUCAAGUGAAUAAUGUAAUCUGACUCCAAAUUUAAGAGACUUUACGUAUAUACCACAAUUAUGUUUUAGGAGCUGAAAAUAAAAUUUGUUUUGAUUUGCUUCAA
Messenger RNA from Danio rerio (zebrafish), 1060 nucleotides. It is a transcript of the gene he1.1, whose product is annotated as hatching enzyme 1, tandem duplicate 1. Gene Ontology annotation, biological process: proteolysis. The record is from RefSeq and is marked validated. Gene Ontology annotation, molecular function: metallopeptidase activity; metalloendopeptidase activity; zinc ion binding. Lineage: Eukaryota; Metazoa; Chordata; Actinopteri; Cypriniformes; Danionidae.